AUGAGUCCACAGCAGAACCUGGGAGAUGACGAAGCUGGGAGGCUGAAAGCUUUGCAGAUAGCUAUGAUGCUUGCCCUCCCAUUCAGUUUGAAAGCUGCUGUGAAUUUAGGUGUACCCAAAAUUUUGGUGGACGCAGGUUCUGGAGCUGACCUUACAGCUGAAGACAUUGCGACGUCCAUUGCCAAGCUCUUGGACCGCUGUGCAGAUGCCACAAAUUUGGACCGCAUCUUGAGAGUUUUGGCAUCGCACAACGUCUUGACAGAGAUUGUAUCGAAGAAUGGCAAUGACUCCGACUGUCCUCAGAGGAGUUAUGGACCCACUUCAACUCUCAAGUAUUUCACUGAUAACGAAGAUGGAGUUUCGCUAGCUCCAUUUCUUCUUAUGGCCACUGAUACUGUUAUCCUACCAACCUUUCAAUACCUUCACUUGCCAGUUCUGGAUUACGCUGCAACCGAUGCUAGAUUUGACAAGCUGUUUAAUAAAGCCAUGCAUGAUCACACACACAUAGAAAUGUCGGCAUUACUGAAGAAGUACAGAGGCUUUGAGACCUUGACCUCAUUAGUCGAUGUCGGCGGUGGGUUGGGUGCUACAUUGGCCAUGAUUCUGUCCAAGUAUCCGAAAAUACGCGGAAUCAAUUUCGACCAACCACAUGUUGUAGCCGACGGGCUGCAAGUGCCAAAUUUGGAACUCGUUGGUGGAGACUUCUUUGCCAGUGUGCCUGAAGCCGAUGCUGUAUUCAUGAAGUGGAUUUUGCAUGAUUGGGAUGACGAACAAUGUGUCAAGAUACUGAAAAACGUCUGGAGAGCUUUACCUCCUCAUGGCAAGGUCAUCAACCUCGACUACGUGUUGUCAGACAACUCAGAUCCAUCCCCUGCAACCAAGAUCUCCUUAUGCACAGAUAUUUCAAUGAUGGCAGUCAACUCAAAUGGAAGGGAACGUACUCUUGCCCAGUUCAAGAGGCUUGCAGCUGAUGCAGGAUUCAGAAGAAUUGAAUGUGUUGCACAAAUAGAUGAUCUGUCACUUCUUGAGUUUUACAAGAAUUGA
Molecule: messenger RNA, 1044 nt
Organism: Marchantia polymorpha subsp. ruderalis
Lineage: Eukaryota; Viridiplantae; Streptophyta; Marchantiopsida; Marchantiales; Marchantiaceae
Source: the annotation of a GenBank genome assembly